Messenger RNA from Amoebophrya sp. A120, 2575 nucleotides. The record is from the annotation of a GenBank genome assembly. Lineage: Eukaryota; Dinophyceae; Syndiniales; Amoebophryaceae.
CUUACUUAAAAGUUCUUUAUUCCUAUCGUGUCCUUCAUUCCCACAUACAUAAAAGAGAAACGCAAGAUGUCAAACCGAGCGCGUGCAGCUCGUCGCAGCAAAGGCGCUGGGAAAAAGGGCGGGGACGGAUCGCAGUCGUACACGUUAAUUCAGUUGAACACAAGACAGCUCCGGUUUACGCAGGACAACAUCAGCAGAGACUUCCAGGAUAAUUGGGGGCCCGUGGAGAAUCUGAUCGCGCGACUGAUGGACUGUCCGCACGACCCCGGCCACAUCUUGGGCGAAAAUAUUCUGGUGGUGGCUCAGCAUCCGUCCCGUCCCCGCGAGCCGGGCCGAGAGCCGACUUACUACGCAAUCAGCAACCGUCGUGGGUACGCUUACCUCAUCGCCCGACCAAACAAAACUGUACGGGCUUUCGAGUUGGUCGACCGCCACGCGAUCCAGUACCAUUUCAAGCACAAGUUUUCGAGCCUGAGCGACGGGCUUUUUCUCACACUAACGUCGAGGGGGCACAAGAAGAAGCUGCAGACGCGAUUCGGCGAUUCCAUCUACGAGCGCCACAUCCCCUUGCAUCCUGAUGACCUGGCAGACGUCCGCGAGGAAGUUCAGGACAUGGUCAAAACGUACCAUUUGGCGGACUUGAGUUUGCGCGAAUAUCUCCCCGGAAAGAACCCAAAUCUUUUUCGCGUCCGGGAGUACAAUUCUACGCACGCAGCAGCAGCUGCCGGUAAGGAGGCAUCGACAGGGUGUCGCGUGGGAGAUGUUAUAGCGCACGUCGUAGCGAGAACGGAGCAGGAGGCAACAGCUUGCGGCGGGCUAUUGUAUGACACCUACACACGACCACGAGUGGAGCUGGAGCUUAAGCAAAACAUAGAACAAGUAGAAAGCACCCGGGGUGGCGGUAGGGGCACGUAUGAAGAAGGCGGCGAUCAUGCUGACACAGCUCUGCCGCUAGUCUCACCUUUCGCGACCCCCGAGGAGGUAGCUGAACAUAUGCAAAUGCUGACUGACAGUUUUCGGAACAGCAGAAGCAACGAAGGCCUUGCUCGUGACGCCGCACAGCCAGUGCCGGGCGCUUUGACAACGGAACGAGAAGUGGCAGAGGACAGACAUUCGCAAAUGGGAGUGGGGGAUCGACGAAGGUCGCGCAGAAGGUCUCGCUGCAGAAGCAGGUCACGAACGUCUACAAUAUCUCACGCGCCGCCGUCAACCAACCCAACUGGCGCUGUCUUUCUAACUGCGCGAGCGGAUCUACGUCGCGCAUCUACCAGAAGACCGUCGGUCGCCGAAGCUGGUACAAAGCGAAGGCGAGUGGAAUUGGUCGAAAGAGAUGACAGCGCGCAGAAGGAGUGGCCACAGGAUGACGCAAGCUGUAGCAGCCGGGAUCUUGUUUCCGAAGAUGAAGAAUCAUCCUCAUCACGGGGCCCGAUCAUGCCAUAUCCCUUCAUCGCGACAGGGCUGGAGGUUUCGGAUCAGGGCCGCGGCAAAGCGCAACCGGAAGCGACUAUGGAGGAAACCCCUGGCGCAAGCUCGCGGCGCAGCAGAAGUCCUGACGACGACGCUAUGCGGAUGCAAGCGCGGAGAAAGCUUGUUUUGGAGAAAAGCCGCGCGACUGCGAGUAUGUGCCUCGCAAAACUGCAGCAGCAAUCAUCAGCCAUCGCAACCAGACUUCGCAGCGAGGAAGACAAAAGGGCUGCGGGCGCAGCGGCAACAGCAAGCUGGAUCGCGGACCUUCAGGCCGCCGUGGAUAAAGGCAAAGAUUUACACAGCGCGGCAAAGGAAGCCGUGCGGAAAUUGCAGCUAAACGCCACGAAAACAACGACAUGGCGCGACUGGAUUCUCGAGGAACUGAAACCGAUCGAGCGACAUUGUGCGGAGGUCAGUCGAGAGUUUGAAAUGCAAGAAAGGCGACUGGGUCGCAUUCGAAGGUUCGUUACUCACUGACGAGGUGGAAACUGAUCUAUUCCUAUUUGGUUAACUGUAGGACGCGACGUGCAGAACUUUGAUCCCUAGUGCAUACCCAUGAUUCCGACAAGCGCUUUCGUUUCUUCCUCUUAUGAUUCCCGCAAUGAAUUCUUGGAUCAAGCAACGGCACACGGCGCAUUUUGCUGCGUCAAAAACAGCAUGACGUUCUCAAAUGAAGACUCAGGCUGUGCAAGAAAAGGUCCGCGACAAUAAGAGUCCUUAAGGAUCCUCAUCGCGCACAACGGCUCGACCUUGAUCCUGAUUGUAAGUAGUAGCGCCCUCGCUUUUACUUCGCCCAAAAUCGGACAUAAACUUGGGCGACGAGAGGCUUCCUCUGCCUGUCUUGCGGGGUCUUUGGAAAGCAUACGCAUCUGUGCCGGUGACUCCAUAAUAAGUAAAGAAGAUCUUGGUCUUAUAUGUAUUUGCUCUAGUGCUGUGCAGAGCUUUAGUUUAUUGUUCCGCAACAAGAGCAUCAAGCUGCGACAUACGCUCACCGGCCUGCUCUUUGUCUCAGUUGUCUCUUCUUGUUACUUUUUUCUUCGCUGACUAAUGUAAGAAAUAAAAAUGUAUAGUGGCUGGGUUUGGGAGUCCGGGGGGCGCAAGAAUAAGG